Molecule: messenger RNA, 717 nt
Organism: Ilyonectria robusta
Lineage: Eukaryota; Fungi; Ascomycota; Sordariomycetes; Hypocreales; Nectriaceae
Exons: 1
Coding region: 1-717 (238 amino acids)
Source: RefSeq, a predicted model, not a curated record
AUGGCUGCAGGUCUAAAGAAAGUCCCGAAAAGCGUCUUGGUGUUUGGUGCCAGCGGCCGAGUGGGUUCCCAGGUGAUCCAUGUUCUUCAACAAGAACAGCCUGAUAUACGAAUGAGGCUAGUCACCACUAGUGAAUCCAAGAAACCCGAGCUUGAAAAGGCAUGGCAAUCGUCAGAAGUCGUGAUAGCUGACUUUUUUAAUGAACCGUCGCUUCACGAUGUUGUAAAAGACAUGGAAGGUGUCUGUGUCGUUACUCCUGGUUCCGUCAAUGGACAAACAGCCAUGACCAACUUGGUCAAGGCCCUGAAGGAGAGUGGAAACAAACUCAUUCACGUCAUUCGCAUGACGGCAAUGUUUCCGGAUUUCAACCCUCGCCGCAUUCCAAAGUGGCUUGUGGACCAUGGUCUUGGCUUGCCAAUUCAAUCGCCCAUUGCCAAAAAGGUUCUCGAAGAAAGCCUUCUUCCGGUGACCUUUGCCAACACCGGGACAACUUUCAUGGGAAAUUUCCUCUGGAUGAAGAGAAGCCUACGGGACGAUCACAAGUUGAUAUGGCCAAGCAGAGCUGUUCCGUACAUGGAUAUUGCGGACAUUGGAGAAGUCGUUGCGCGCCUGCUGUUGUCGCCAUAUGAGAGACAUAUUGGAGUCUUCCAUAACAUUAAUAACGGGACUGAUCUUCUCCGGGUUGAAGAUGUUGCCAAGGUCAUGAGCCGAGUGUAG